Messenger RNA from Papilio xuthus (Asian swallowtail), 359 nucleotides. RefSeq lists its product as uncharacterized. The transcript has 3 exons. The record is from RefSeq and is a predicted model, not a curated record. NCBI's taxonomy places the organism in Eukaryota, Metazoa, Arthropoda, Insecta, Lepidoptera, Papilionidae. The coding region runs from base 75 to 359 and encodes 94 amino acids. Gene Ontology annotation, molecular function: heme binding; peroxidase activity. Gene Ontology annotation, biological process: response to oxidative stress.
CACAAAGUGAACAACUGAAAGGUUGCGUUCGAGGCGCAAAUUUCUAAUGGUACAAAUAAUUCUUACAAUUUAAUAUGUUUUAUUACAUUUCUUUACUUAUAAUUAGUGGUCAUGUUAAUUACGUUCUUUCUGAGUAUUACGAUUCGUACUCAGGAACGCCUGUUACUGUGAACGAAGUUAGAAAACAUGAUAAGAAGAAUACUACGUUUUGGUGCAUAAACCAGAUCGAGCCGUGUGUAGCUGAUGAGUGGCGGCGUGUGGACGGCUCCUGUAACAACCUGCACCAGCCUACCCGGGGCGCCUCGCACACGCCUACCUAUAGACUACUUCCACCUGUUUAUACCAAAAGUGGUACUUGA